CACUUCCCCCACUUCUACAUUUCACACUCACGCAAAACAUGCACGAAAUCAACGUGGCUCAAAAUGGCACGAAAUGGAACAGAAGCUGACACGGUGUACGCUGUAGUUUAUGGAUCUGUUAUAACGCUCGGACUGCCUCUCAACGCUCUGUCGCUAUGGAUUCUUCUUCGCCACCACAGCCGCAAAUCAGCCAAUGCUGUCUUCAUGAUCCACCUGGUGAUCUCAGACCUCCUGCUCAUCAUCUCCUUACCAAUGAAGGUCUACUUUUAUGCCACAAACAAAUGGCCUCUGGGAGACAUGGCGUGCAUCUGGCUCACGAUGCUUUUUCGCAACAACAUCCGCUCCAGCGCCGUCUUCAUCACCUUCAUCAGCAUAGACCGGCUGCUGGCUGUAGUCUAUCCUCUGAAGUCACGCCAACUUCGGUCCUUGUCCAACGCCUCAAAAGGAGCUGCACUCGUCUGGCUGAUUGUGGUGAUUGUGAAUAUCCCAGAGAGUGUGUACUUUUCAAAAUAUUUAAAAAACAAGACUUCGAAUGUUUCGACUUGUUUUGAUGACAAGAAUGACUUCUUUCCUCCAAUAGCGUAUUUUCAGCUUGUGUUACUCUUCACCCUGCUGUUCAUCAAUAUUGUGUCCACAGUUCUGGUGUCUUUGACUCUAAACAGACAUUUGAAUAUCACCACGAGGAUCAACAACAGAGUGAACGUCAUGCUGAUUUUUGCCAUGAACUUGUUGAUGUUCUGUAUAUUCUUCUUGCCUGUGUCCUUGACUGUUUUCUUUGAUAAUAGACGGGCUGCUCUGAAUUGUCUUGCCAGUGUGAACUGCUGUCUGGAUCCACUGUUGUAUUACUUCUCAUUUGAUGGUUUCUGGAAGAAAAAAGAGGACACAGACAGGUCCACUGAAUAGUCAUUGAACAUGACCAGUCAGAUUUCCCAGUUUCUUGUGAGAAUGUUUCAGAGUAAGGUUGUAAGGGGAAAUGAAUAUCAGUAUUUAAGAAGCCCAGUUCUGUAUCUCAUUUAUCUAGUUAUCUAGUUUUGCAUUGUUUUUGUUUUUCCGGUGUAUAAGCUCUCCUGUUGACUUCGAAAUGUAAACUAAUGUGUAAUGAGUACUAAAAUUAACAACUUUUGUUAGUUCCAUCAGACAAAGUUUGCUCUAAAUGUUGCUCUUAAAUAUAUAAAUAUUAAAUACUUGGCAAGUCAGAGAUUAUGCCAGAGUCUGUUUGCAUCACUGUGUUGGAUUGUGAAAUAGAUGUGCAAAGAGGCUUUUUGUUAGGUUAUUAAAACAAUUCAAUCACAAAUGCUUUACAAGCUGUCAUGAACCUCACGGACUACGUUAACAACUCUCAAACCUGCGUUUUUCCCCUAAGAUUAAUUGGAAAUUACUUAAACUGACACAUGCCUUUGACGGCAUCAGAAUGAACUUUUUUGAGGCUGUAAGGAUUGGUGCAGCUGCCGCUGUUGCAGAAAGUGACAGCUGUGCAUGAGAGCUAAAAUUUACACAUAGAAAUAUAGAUGAUCACUGUGAAUUGCCUGAAUUGCUUCCAGGCAAAAUCAUUCAGAUGUUCUAAGUUGCACAAAAUUAUCAUGUUUAUUAUAUCUGAUAUGGAAGAAAAAAUCUUUGCUUCUGCUAUCAUUUGAUGUAUAUAAUUUUGUUUUCUAGAUACAGGUGUGUAUAUUAAUUCAUUCUUGCGCUAAAACAGCAGCCCUUGUUUUUUUAGUUAUUAAUUUAUUUGUUUUUUUAGAUUUAUUGUUCAAAUCACGCUCUAAAGCUGACUACUGGCAGGAUCUUUUUACGAUCAAACUGCAAGUUAAGAUGGGAUGGACAUGUGUGGCAAGCACGUCAGGAACCUGCAUGCAGGACAUCUCCAGGUGAGCACACAGUUGCUGGUGCUUUAAGUGAAGCAGUAUCAACUCAGAAUUAGAGCUGAUGCCUCUACCCUAACUAUCACCUGGUAUUUACUGUCAAUCCUUUAUAUACGCAGCAGAUAUGAAAACGGGGCAUUUUCAUUUUCGUGAUAAGACAUCUUCUUUUGAUUGCCUUUAACAUCAUUUGGCACAGUCAUGUGUGUGUCUUUGGGUAUAAAUCCUUCAGUGCAGCUGAGGCUGUUGUGCUUUUUUGUCAGCAUCUUAGUACGGAGGCCAGCAGCACUCCAGUCCUAUGACUCCUAUGAGUUUUGGCAAAGAGACGUAGCUCUCUACGCUUGUAGCAAACAAUCCAAAAAGGCUCUAGGUGUGAAACAAUCCAGACAUAAAGUCCAGAUUAGCACAAUUGAAGUUAUUCAAAACUCACUACACGGUCAUCUGUACUCAGCAUCAACUAACCUUAAACAGUUAUUUGUUUUUGUAACUAGGUUAGUAAUGGAACAACAUCAAACCUCAAAAACCACUCUCUACACGGUGUGUUCAUCCUGUGCCAUUUAGAUGCUUUAGAUGCGUGCUUUCAUGUUUGCUUUAACUGUGGUUGGAUUCGUCUUUAUUACAUAGACUCUCUUUGUUGAGUGAGUGGUAAAAUUAAAAAAGAAAAAAAAGAAAGAGAUAUUUAUGUCUUUUGUUAAAUUGCCAUUCAAACCUCUUUGUCUGCAACAGGCCACGUAACAGUUAUUCAUUUUUUAUAGUUUAUAAUUAUUCAUCUUUUGCCUGUUGAAAACCUGCUUUGAGGAAGUUCCAUCCGCUGCGUAGCUCACGCUUAAUGUGAGUUUUGUGUGUAACCUCUGUCAGCAAAUGAAAACAGAAUUUGAAUGGAAAGUGCUAUCCUACAUAAGCAACCUGUACUGCUUUUAUAAAACUGCAUAUGGUUCAUAAAACAUCUGCUUCUUUU
Oreochromis aureus is the source of this 2814-nucleotide messenger RNA. RefSeq names its product lysophosphatidic acid receptor 6-like. The transcript has a single exon. Gene Ontology annotation, molecular function: lysophosphatidic acid receptor activity. NCBI's taxonomy places the organism in Eukaryota, Metazoa, Chordata, Actinopteri, Cichliformes, Cichlidae. The coding region runs from base 64 to 903 and encodes 279 amino acids. Gene Ontology annotation, biological process: positive regulation of Rho protein signal transduction; phospholipase C-activating G protein-coupled receptor signaling pathway. The record is from RefSeq and is a predicted model, not a curated record. Gene Ontology annotation, cellular component: membrane.